AUGAGCAACGUUAAUAAGACGGGCAGACCGUCAUUAUCGUCGGUCAUUAGCAAACCGAUAUCGAAUAAACCCACUAUUAAAUCCAAUGUAACACAAACAACCAAAUCUACAAAUGCAUACAAUUCACAAACCACUCUACUCAGUCGUACAAAGAUACCCAUAACCACUACUUCCGCCACCUCACCCCACUCUCCUAUUACGACUACACCAACACUUCUGCCAUCAACGUCUACCGCGACCAGCGAUAUCAACAAUCAAGUAAUUACUACCAACACCACAACACAUAACACAAACCGUAAUUAUGCGUCCGCGGCAUCUAAUGAAAACUAUCCCAGUAGAGAACAAGCACUUGUGUUUAAUUCUAUAGACGGAAUACCUCAAAGAGACUACAUUGUCGCCAUAGGUAAAAUAAUCUCGCCAAAGAACAUUGUAUUCGUUUCCCGCAUAUCUAACAACCGUUUUUGCAUUUUUCUCUCAAGCAAGCAAAUACUUGACUCACUCUUAGAAGCCACUCAAACAAUUACAAUUAACGACCAGAUAAUACAUAUACGCAGACUCAUAAAUCCAGCCAAGAGGAUUGUCAUUUCUAACGUCUGCCCUUCUAUCCCCAACCACGUCAUACUCGAUGCGCUCAAAAAAAUCAAUGUUAUCCCUGUAUCCGAAAUUGCAUACCUCAAAGCAGGUAUCAACAUUGAGGGAUAUGAACACAUAUUAAGCUUCCGCCGCCAAAUGUUCAUUAAACACGAAGAAUCUCCAAACCUUCCCGGAUCUCUACCACUACUAUAUAAUCAAACUGAAUAUAGAAUAUUCUUCACCAACGAUAGAAUCACCUGCUUUUUAUGCAAAUCCACUGGCCACACCUCUAACAAUUGCAAGAAAAUUAAUGUCAAUCCCCAAACCGCUACUCCACCCACACAACCUGAACUUGUGGAAGAACCGACUAUGGAAGAACCCAGCUUAUAUCCUCAUACUAGCAUAAGUACUCCAGAAAUAAAUAUACCCUCCCCAUCCCCCAAAAAAAAUCCUAAUACAUCACACAUGCCCCUCCAAACAAUGGAAGGAAUCUCAGAAGACCAUCAAACCAAUGAUACAUCUCAGUCCCCCUCCCACAACCAUGCCGAAAAAACCGAGAUAAACUUCAAUGCAUCUUGUGAACCACAUAAAAGACACCUCUCCGAAAACUCAUCUACAACAUUACCUACUUCUCCCCCUAAGGCAAACUUAAACGCCGACAGAAGCAGGAAUAUCACCAAAAAAGCUAAAGUAGAUAGAUCCCGUUCCAAUUCCUUAUCUAAGACAGCCGACAAAAUAUCCGAUGGGCUCAAACCAGCAGAGGACAUCUUCUCCAAUGAAUCCCCCAUUUCGUUACACCAAUUCAAAUACGUUCUGGAGAACUUUACCAACAAAAAACUUAACAUCCACAAUAUCUGUAAAGACAUCAACUCGGAUAUUACAUCGCUUAUGCUCUUGAUCGAUUCAAUACGACCUAAAGUCACUGAUCGUACCACCAAAUCUCAUCUCACCGAACUGGCCCACCUUUUAUUCCAGUCACUUCCACCACUUCAAGACAAUUAA
This is a messenger RNA of Macrosiphum euphorbiae (potato aphid), 1575 nucleotides long. The record is from the annotation of a GenBank genome assembly. Lineage: Eukaryota; Metazoa; Arthropoda; Insecta; Hemiptera; Aphididae.